Molecule: messenger RNA, 3930 nt
Organism: Sporisorium graminicola
Lineage: Eukaryota; Fungi; Basidiomycota; Ustilaginomycetes; Ustilaginales; Ustilaginaceae
Exons: 1
Coding region: 1-3930 (1309 amino acids)
Biological process (GO): nucleotide-excision repair; mismatch repair
Cellular component (GO): XPC complex; nucleus; nucleotide-excision repair factor 2 complex
Molecular function (GO): single-stranded DNA binding; damaged DNA binding
Source: RefSeq, a predicted model, not a curated record
AUGAGUUCUUCGCCUCGGUCUGCAAGACGCAAACCUCGCAAGCCACCCAAGCUUGCUCACGACCUGGACCGUCCAGAAGCCGACCCAGAAGAAGUAUUUGACGUUCAGUUUAUUUCUUCCGACGACGGCGACGGUGACGGCGACGAGGACUAUACGAUCUCAAUGCCCUCACGCACCAAGCCUGCCGCCGCGGCGCCCUCCCGAGCGUCGCGGUCCAAAUCGGGUCCAUCCUCCUCGAGAUCAUCCAAGCAGCCGCCCUCUUCGCAGGACAUUAUCGAGAUCCCGACCGACGAUUCAGUUGUACAUGCCGACGAUUCCUAUGAUGACAUGGACUUGUCCGACUUUGAAGAUGUCGACCCAGCUGCUGCGCCUGCAACAGCCGAUGCAUCAAGAGCCAGCAGCGAAGACCUCGACAUGGAAGACGUCGAACUCGACGCGGAUCAGUCGGCACAGGAUCUGCAGGACAUGUAUGCUGCCGCUUAUCGCGAAGUCCAAGCAAAGUACGGGGAUGGUACCGGUGAGAACGAUGCUCAAGAUGGCAUGGACGACGACGACCAGGACCAGCUUGGCGACGGCGCUUCUGCCGGAUCGAAACCCAUCCCUAUCUUCAAGGACGGAAAGGGCCAGCAUCGCGGCGUCGAGAUUUCUGUCGGUAGUCGCACCGCCAAACAGACCGCCUCUCCCAAACAAAAGUCCAACAACUUUCUGACCCCUCGCGACCGUCAGAACCGAAUCACCGCACACAAGCUCCUUGUUCUGUCCAUGCUGGCACAUGCCCGCGUUCGCAACAAGUGGUGCAACGAUGCUGAGCUGCGCGAUACACUCGCCGACUCGGUGCCAGACUAUCUUAUCACCAAGCUGCGCUCCAUCCACCCCAAAAAGGUCACCGAACAACGAGAAAGAAUUCGCAUGUUUGAGAGCUUUCUCUCCGAACUGGUCCGCUGGUGGUCUUCGCGGUUUCGCCUCGAUCCUACCAUGGUUGCCAACUCUGCCCUUCGCCAGCCAGAUCAGGACAUUGCAACGGGCAUCGUUCCGGGCUCAGGUCGAAGAAUCGAUGGCUGGAUCGUAGAGACGGCCUCGGAGCGAGAGCAGCGUCAUCGACGCGAACGACGACAGCAACAACGAUACAAAGAGGCUAAAGAGCGACAGGCUCAGGCUGCCGAGGCGUUCGAUGGAAAUGGCAAGGGCAAAGGCAAAGCCAGAGAUUCUCAUGUGAACGGUGCGUCGCGAGCUGGCUCCAGCUUGCUCAAGCCACCAACCAAGGCGAUGGAGAUCACCAUCUUCGCGCCAGGUUCUGCUAUCCGGCCCAUCUAUUUGCGUCUGCUCCCGGCGACGGAGCACAUCAUUUCGCCUGCUGGGCUCAAAGAGCGUGCAGACGAACGUUCAGGUUCGAGAGAGACUAGUGCCCAACUGUUUUGCGCUCUUUGUCGGUCCAUUGGCAUCCCUGCUCGCCUCGUCGUGAGCCCGCAGCCUCUCUCGUGGAGCGUGGGCGCAAGCAAGCUCGCCAACACCGCUCAGCCCGGCAGCCAAGCUGAAAAAAAGCCUAACCAGCUUCGAGCUCGGAUGAAAAUUUCGACCUCUCGCCGAUUCGCUUCCAAGCCCGUAGAGGAGCUCACCUCGGACGACGAGGAUGGCGACUACAGCGCCUCGGGUGCAUCCACAAAUGCGCGCGGCAAGGCACCGCGUCAAGCAAUCAGCGUCGAUUCCUUGUCUUCUGCCGACGAGGCGACGGUGAGAAAUGUCAGUACUGGCAGGCAAAGCAAGAGGAGCCUCAAAGAUUCUGGCGACCUUACCAAAAAAGCUGUCCUCGGCGCUGCAGCACAAACAUCGAGCAAGAACGGUACAACUGGCGGACGCGGCGAUCGCAGACAGCCCAUCACCGUAGACGAUACCGCCUCCGACGUCUCGUCAGGACGCUCUGCCAAUGAUGCAAAGAACCGGAAAGCGAGCAGCAACGCAAGUGCCACCGCAUCAGCGAAGGGUAAGGGCAAAGCGAGACAGUUCGACGAGCUGGAAGGUCAGAGCGAAGGUGUAUCCGAAGAUUACCGUCCAGAAAAGUGGAGAAACCUGAAAACGCCGCUCAAAGUGGAGCACAAGGUCAAGUUGCGGUCAUUCCGGCCCAAACAGCUCAAAGAUUCCGAGGUUGCCGGCGACGAUACAACCGCGGAUCCGGUCGACUUGCAAGCGCCGCCGACCAUGUGGGUCGAAGUAUUCUCCAAACCGUACCAGAAAUGGAUCACUGUCGACCCGGUCCGAUCCAUGAUCAGGCCUUCGGGCAACCGUCAUAUGGAGCCACCUGCCUUCGAUCGGCAGAACAAGCUCAUCUACGUGGUCGCCUUUGAAGAGGAUGGUUAUGCACGUGAUGUGACCGCCCGGUAUACCAAGACGCUCAACUCGCGCGUCUCGCGCUUGCGCCCACCGACACGGUCCAAGGGCGAAGAAGAGUGGUGGGCUAGAGUAGUGCGCUCAAUCCAUCGACCGCAGAAGCUGGAUCGCGAUGCGAUGGAAGAUGCAGAACUGCAGGACAACAGCUCGCGCGAACCAAUGCCAUCUUCGAUGAACGGGUUCAAGGAUCACCCUGUCUACUUUCUCGAAAAGUUCCUCAAACGCGACGAAAUCGUCUUUCCGCGUCGACAGAUUGCCACCUUUCAAGGCACACCCGUGUUCUCCAAGUCGGACGUACAGACGCUGCGAUCCUCGCGUCAGUGGUACAACGAGGGCCGGGUGGUCAAGGACGGCGAAGUGGCGCUCAAGUUUGUCAAGUCGCGCGGAUACACGCUGGCGAAUAAGCGCGCAGAGGAGCAAGCUCGGCUGGAAGGUCGCGAAGUGGUCCAGGAGGGUCUCUACGCCGAAUUCCAGACCAAACUGUACGUACCGCCAGCUGUCGGUGCGGACGGCGUCAUCCCCACGAACGGCUUCGGCAACAUCGACCUCUUUGUACCCUCCAUGCUGCCCGCCGGUGCAGUGCAUCUCCCCUUCAACGGUGUGGCCAAAGUAGCCAAAAAAAUCGGGGUUCCCUACGCCGAAGCCAUCACAGGGUUCGAGUUCCGCAAACAGCGCGGAAUGCCCAAGAUCACAGGAAUCGUCGUUGCGCAGCAGAACGCAGAGCUCGUCGAAGAGGCGUUUUGGCAGCAGGAGCAGCAGGACGCGUUGAAGCAGCAGACGAAAAAGAUGGAGAGGGCCAUGAAGAAUUGGAGGAAGCUGAUCAAUGCCGUUCGAAUUGCUCGACGUGUCAAAGAGCAGUAUGGAGACAAGAUCGUGAAGAAGGAUGCAGGCAGCAAGAAGAGUUGGAAGGACAAGGGUGGCGGCGGGGAACACGAGCAUGAGGCGGGGGAGAAGAGCCGGUUCUUUGCGCCGAAACCAGCGUCUGAGGCGCCUCCAGAAGAGGACUCGGCUGCUCCGAGGCAGGCCGAAGACCUGGACAGCGAUCCACCAACUGACAACACUCCCGAGCCAGCCGUCGACCCAAUCCCGACAUCCACCCCAGCCAAACGCAAGAAAAUCAUCUCUCUAGCCCAACUCGCUUCCACUUCCGCGCACCCCGACGACGACGGUGACGGUACUGCCAGCUCACAUGCCAGCCCUUCCUCUCCACCACCUGCCAAAGCCUCGCCGCCCAAAAGGCAACGAAGCGCCACGACCACACGCUCUGCAAACGCGGAUGUCGAAGACGCACCUACCUCCAGUCGAGCCAAGCGACCGCGACGAUCGAUCGGCGCUGCUGCUGCUGCUGCUGAAGCGGACACCCCGGCCCGCAGAAGUACGCGUGCUAGGCAGAGCACGUCGGUGUACGUCGACCCGGACACCGAUGCGGAUGAGGACGACGACGGAGGAGACACGGGGCCCGUGGCUGAGCCAGAAGAAGCCACUCCCUCAACGCGCCGUACUAGCCGCAGGAUUACCGUGAAGCUUACGCCCAGAAAGUCGUGA